Molecule: messenger RNA, 3331 nt
Organism: Ectocarpus sp. CCAP 1310/34
Lineage: Eukaryota; Phaeophyceae; Ectocarpales; Ectocarpaceae
Source: the annotation of a GenBank genome assembly
AUGUCUCAUGUCUUGCAGGUCGCAAAGCUUAUGAAGGCAAAGCAACACUACAAGGAGGUCACCGGCAGCGACUACGUUCCGCCACCACAGGAGAAGAAAGCCAAAUCCACACCCAAGCCGCAGGGCGAUGUACCGCCGUCGUCUUCAGGCCCGAGCAAGAACGCCGCCAAGAAAGCGGAAAAGGCAGCUAAAAAGGCGGCGGCGAAGGGUGCAAAGUCCGCGCCUGUGGCCGGAUCGUGUGUCCCACCGGCAGCAGCCCCGGCGCCAGCUGCUUCAAGAUCGUCCCUCCCUUCCAUGUACCUCGGCAGCGAUGGGUCCGGCCCUCUCAAAUGCUUGACCGCUGCAAAGUUCUUUGGGGUGGAAGUGGAAGUAGCCGACACCAAUCCGGCAGGUGAGCUAUCCUCUACAUCGGGUUGUGCGGUCUCGACCGGGAUGUCCGUGAUAUUUGGGUCGAACGCGGUGUGCCGCUACUUUUCCUAUAAGGGCAAGUCUUCGUCGCCGAAAGGGCCGACGACAGACCCUGCCGGAGCUGUCGAGGAGUGGCUGGACUGGGAAACAGGAACGCUCGCACCAGCACAGAAGGCUCUCGCUGCAUCGAAAGAGGCUGGCGGUUCCGUGCCGACCGAGGCUCUGGCCGCGCUGAAGCACCUGGAGGACAAACUCACCGGAACAUGGUUGCUUGAGGGGGACGAGCCGUCUCUUGCGGACAUAGUCGUGGGUGUUACGGCGCAGGCGGCCAUCACUGUUCUUGGAGAGGCCGAAGCAACAUCUACUCUCGCCAAGGUUCUGGCCUAUGCGCAGCGGGUUGGGGAAAUGCCCGCAUGUAAACAAGCAGCCAGCACCAUCGAUACCUUCAUCAAGGCGAGUGCGCGCGAACAAAACGCAUCUACGGGCGUCAGUCUAAAGGCUGGCCUUCAAGCGUCGCUUUUGGCCAUGUUUGAUGCGGCCAUGUUCAAGGCGUGGCCCUUGGCAAAGAGUGCUGGAAUCACCUCUUCCAGCGUGAGAAAGUGCGCCGAUUACAAGAACGGCGACUUCCAGUGCAAUGCUGCGAUGGCUCUCUUCAAAGCCCUCAAGGGAGGCGACGGGGCACCCUCGAGCCCCCAGGCUGCAGCGUCGGCCAUCGUCGCGUCACUUCCCGUGAACCCCCUGGUAGACACGACAUCUGUGUCACCUCAAGGGUACAUCAAUAUCCGCCUCCGCCCGGCGUUCAUCAAUCAGAGCAUCGCGAAGGUCAUCAAGAAUGGACCGGCGCCGCCAGAAGUGAAGAAGAUGCGGGUGGUGGUGGACUUCUCAAGCCCAAACAUCGCUAAAGAGAUGCACGUGGGGCACCUUCGCAGCACCAUCAUUGGGGAGGCCAUAUGCCGCGUGCUAGAGUUCUGCGGCCACACGGUUUUCAGACAUAACCACGUCGGUGACUGGGGGACACAGUUCGGCAUGCUCAUCAACUACAUGAAGGAGGCCUACCCCAACUUCCUCACAGAUCCUCCCAACAUCACAGACCUCACAACCUUCUACAAGGCGGCUAAGCUUCGCUUCGACGAGAGCGAGGAGUUCAAGGAGGCUUCGCGCAACACGGUGGUGGACCUACAGUCGGGUGACCCGGCAUGCAAGGAGGUGUGGACGUUGCUGUGCGACAUAAGUCGCAAGGAAUUUCAGAAGGUGUACGAUCGCCUGGAUGUCACUCUGGAGGAGCACGGCGAGUCGUUCUACAACGACAUGAUCCCGUCCACGAUAGACAUGCUGGCCGAGGCCGGCCUCGUGUCAAGGGAUGAUGGUGCCGAUAUCGUUCGGCUGGAACACUUCACGUACCCCCUGAUCGUGCGCAAGCGAGACGGUGGUUUUGGAUACGACUCCACGGACAUGACCGCCAUCCGGUACCGACUAAAAACGCUAAAAUGCGAUUGGAUCAUCGGCAUCACUGAUGCUGGGCAGGCCAGUCACUUCCACAUGUGCUUCGAUGCGGCACGAGCAGCUGGAUGGGUUGACGAGGGCACCAAACUAGAGCACUUAGGCUUCGGCGUUGUGCUUGGCCCGGACGGAAAGAAGUACAAGACGCGUUCGGGGGACACGGUUCGAUUGGUUGAUCUACUGGAUGAGGCUGUGCGACGGAUGGCGGCAAGCAUCCAAGAACGAAUGGAUGAAGGCAAGAUGACGACUACCAAAGAAGCUGCCGCGGCGGCCGCGGCAGAAAUUGGCUAUGGCGCUGUGAAGUACUAUGACCUCAGGCAACAUCCCAGCACUUCGUACGUAUUCAGCUACGACCGCAUGCUCGACACGAGGGGUAACACGGCGGUCUACUUGCAGUUCGCCCACGCCCGACUGGCCUCCAUUCUGCUCAAAGCACAAGAUGAGCUGCACGUCGACGUUACUGCUCUCAAGGCUUCGCCGGAGAAGGUGUCGGUAGAGCACGAAUCUGAACGAGCGUUGGCGUUCGAGCUGCUGAUGUUCAGUGAUGUCAUAGAGGCAUGCUUGGCUGAUCUUGGUCCCAACCGCUUGUGUGAGUACCUUCACACUCUCGCCACCAAGUUCACGGACUUCGUCACCAACUGCCGGGUCCUGGGUUCGGAUGGACAAACGAGUCGACUCUUGCUUUGCGAGGCGACGGGCGUCACCAUGAGGAAAUGCUUUAGCCUCCUGGGUAUGAAGGCUCUAGACCGGAUUUAAACCCGGCCGUUCUUUGCUGGUGGUGCGAAGACACCCCCUACCGUUGAGCAUCGUCCACAUGAGUUACCGGUGUAACGAUUGUACAUGUAGCACGUGUGAACACCUUGGACGUGAGAAACGAACUGAUUUGCGUGGCGACGAGCAUCACCAUAUACAUGAGAAAUUGCUUUUUACCUCCUCGGUAUGAAGGCCCUAGACUGGAUUACACCCGGCCGUUCUGUGCUGAUGGUGAGGGAAUACCCACGGCCGUCGAGCAUCGUGCACAUUAAUUGCCGGCGUGACGAUUGUACACACACGUGUGAACUGAGACGGUAUCGAAAUUGUUGUUGGAUUAAUUACGUUUGCGAUAGCUUGUUCGCAGAUGGGGAAACUCGCCCUCCUCUCCUCCCGAAUUUUGCGGCACGGUUGACUUGCUCAGGUUGUCUGGGAGGAGAACACACGACAACCUUUGCUUUCUUCCUUUAGUAGACGCUGAUUACCCAUGACGUUUGUUUCCUCCGUUUCGAGGAUUGCGACGCUUGUCUGUAUUGCGAAGUAAGCGUGGCACAAGCCAUGGUUGCAGCGGUAUCACCAGCAAUAAAAAAACAAGUAAAACGAAGGAGAAAGGGGGGGACAACGCUACGGGUAAGAUGGGUCCUUGCAUGGGGACUCCGAUCUCUGGCCAAGC